GAACACGUGUGGGAAGAAGAGGGCGCUAUAACACUACAACGGUCUCGUGGAUUCAAGAUGGCAGCUUCCAUGGCUCAACUUUAAUGAUUUCAAGCCAGCUUAUAUAAUUGUUGAUUUCUUCGUCAUCUGGACACUGAUGCUUGGUAUUUAUGGCUAGUCAGCAUUCUGAGAUUUUGAGCAAUACACAGAAGAUAAGUCUCCUACAGCCCCCGUCUAUUUUGUAACAGGUCACUGCUUGAGGAAUUUCAACAAAGUGCUAUGGGUCCAAUAUCAGUAGCUGUGCUUCCUAAAGGACUCUCAUGUUGCUUUCAUCAUCUUAAGCCAUUGUGGAGGACAGAGACACGUUGUAAACUGGAGACUACUUUUGCAGUGUUGACAGUACCUGUGAUGAAUGAUAACAAUCCAAAGUAUAUGACAACUCAGAGAUGUCAUACAAAGAGUAGUAGAAGCCAUUGGCAGUUCUCAUCGACCCAAACUCCUAAUGUAAAACCGAGGACAUGUUCCCAUACACUUCCGACUGCACUGUUGUCUGGGAAGAUGUGCCUGCAUCAAGUGCCGCUAGGACUCUUUCAGUCAAGACGUUACAUAUCCACAGAACCCACCACAGCUUAUGAGGUCUUGCUGGCCUCCAAGCCUGUCCAGUUAUCCCAGGCACUCUUGGAGUACAGCCAUGACUUGAUGGGUCUCCCCUGGUGCGCCAGUCUUGUCUUAUCCACCUUCUUGCUCCGAGCCAUUCUCACCUUCCCUUUGGGAAUCUACAGCCAGUACAUCAGAGCAAAGGUGGAGAGACUGCAGCCAGAGAUUGUCAUGAUGGCCAAGCAGGCGUUUGUCCGGAGGUUUGCAGAAAGAGCAAAACUAGAAGGAUGGUCUGAGAAACGAGCCGAGAAAACAGUCAUGGGAUUGGUGAAGCAUUACUCCAAGGAGUUGUUCAUCCGUGAUAAUUGCCACCCAGCUAAGGGGUCCAUAUUGUUCCUGGUGCAGUUCCCACUGUGGGUGUGUCUUUCAAUGGCACUCAGGAACAUGACUGGGGCCUUCAGUGGAACCGUCUAUCUUGAUCCGGCCAAUGUUGUUCCCGCAUUGUCAAUAGAGGGCGCUCUUUGGUUCCCAGACCUGACUGUGCCGGAUCCGUUCUACAUCCUCCCUGUGCUGGUUGGAGUCUUGAACCUGUGUAACAUAGAGAUGAUGGCCUUGCACAGUAACCCGGUGUCCCGGACGCAGCGUUACGUCACCAACUUCCUCCGCGGCCUAUCGUUGGUCAUGAUUCCUAUAGCAGCUUAUGUGCCGACAGCGAUGACUCUCUAUUGGGCCUCCUCUGCAUUCUACGGUCUAAGUCAAAACAUCCUCCUGAAAUCACCCAGGGCCCGCUCCGUCCUCAACAUCCCCUCGGCCCCGUCCGAUAGCCAGACGCCGUUCCGAGACAUGGCCGACAUCUUCAAGUCAAAGUACCUGCGGAGAAAGGGGACAAGUGUGAAGGAAGAGACAGGAGGAGAUGCAAGGGAGGAUGUCGUGAAUGAAACAGGGAGAGACGGAGAGGGGGUGCAAAAGAUGAGAAGUGGGAAGAAGGAGAAGAGAUGAUACAGGAGAAAGGCUGACAAUAGCAAACCAAGACUAGACUUGACUAGUCCUGCUGGACAUGAUUUAUGCUCAGCGACUAGGUCAGUUAUUGAGCCAGUUACUAGUUAGUGACUCAUUUAGUCAGAGGACAAUAGGCUGGCCAGCAGAAAUUUUUAAGGAGAUCAGGAGCUCUUCAAGAGAAGUAGGAUUCUUCAAGACGUGAAGAUGCCUGCACCUUGAACAGGAAGAGGCAAGGUGAGGAACAAUGGUAAUAUAGAGGAUGGUGGAGAAGUGUUGAAGUUUCUCGCGCCCUGUGCAAUUUUCAAGUUUAACCAGAACAUUUUUUUUUAAAUUAAUUGCUAUUUUUUUCUAGCAAUAAAAAAAGUUAUUCACCUUUGAAUUAGACGAAUUAAAAACACUCGCCCUCGUUUAGUUGUGCGAUAAUUACUUAAAGUUUGAAUAAUUUGAAUACUUUUUUAACUUUUUGAAUGACUUGUUUAUGUGCUAGAGGCGUGAAAGCCACCUAAAAUAAAAACCUUUCAAAAGGUUGCUGACGUUCAAAAUAGAAAACUCUUCUUUUUUUUCAAAUGAAAUUUGUUGCAAAGCAAAGGGAGAGUAAACUAAUGUUAAUACAAAGGAAUGAAAAAAGGCAACAGUUUCAGAGUGGUGAGUAUAUUGCUGUCCACUUCAAAGUCCACUCUUGCCGCUUUGAUUUUGUCAUAAAUGUUUUAUUGAUGAUAUCCUAGUGAUAAAAUUUUGGGUAACUGCCAACAUUACACAUUGGAAAUCUGCCAACUCAAGGUUUCACAGACGCGUGUCGAUAAAUGGCCUAUUAUCACCUACUGCAAAAGUCUGAUCACUGGACUGAGUGGUGAACUUGGGUGAAAGUUUUUAUGGAUGCAUGAAAGAAGAAAAAUCCUUUUCAAAUGACAUACUGUACAUUUUAUAAUGUUACUCAGACCCAUUCUUGUCCUUCAACUGAAUCAGAACAUUGAUAUCAUCGCAAGUGGGUUUAUCCACCAUAAG
Messenger RNA from Patiria miniata (bat star), 2580 nucleotides. RefSeq names its product cytochrome c oxidase assembly protein COX18, mitochondrial-like. The coding region runs from base 259 to 1575 and encodes 438 amino acids. The transcript is spliced from 6 exons. Gene Ontology annotation, cellular component: mitochondrial inner membrane. Gene Ontology annotation, molecular function: membrane insertase activity. Gene Ontology annotation, biological process: protein insertion into mitochondrial inner membrane from matrix; mitochondrial respiratory chain complex IV assembly. The record is from RefSeq and is a predicted model, not a curated record. Lineage: Eukaryota; Metazoa; Echinodermata; Asteroidea; Valvatida; Asterinidae.